GGUCUGCUGUGGUUCGGCGUGAUCUCUGUAAGGCCGGGUGAGGUCAGCUGUAAGCAGGUUUUUGAAGAUGUCUGGGUUACAGUCACUGUUGUGUCUUUUCUGGCUGGGUUCAGUUCAGGCUGGGAAACUGUUAGUGAUUCCAGCAGAUGGCAGCCACUGGACUGGGAUGAAGCCUUUAGUGGAGGAGCUGGGAAGGAGAGGGAAUCAGGUGGUCGUCGUCAUUCCAGAGGAAAGUCUCAGUAUGGGUCCUUCAGAACAUACGACCACGCUUAGAUUUCCUGUACCCCACACUAAAGCUCAGAUACAGGAACGCAUGUCAUCACGUAUGGAGGACAUUCUUAAUAUAGACAAAUCUACUGAUCUCAGCAGGUUCAUUUAUUUUGUCUUUAGUCUGGAUUUUCUCAAGACAUUUACACUCAAAAAUGCAGAGAGCUUACUGAACAACGAGGAGUUGAUGAAGACGCUGAAGGACUGGGACUUUGACGCCGUUCUCACAGACCCUUUUGAGCCUCAGGGAGCCAUCAUUGGUGAAUUUCUCAACAUCCCGUCCAUUUACAUGCAAGUUAACCAUCCAUGUGAUGUAGAUUUCCUGGCCAGCCAGUGUCCAAGUCCAGCUUCUUAUGCUCCACAUAAAUAUACUCACUAUUCUGACCGGAUGAGCUUUUGGCAGAGGACUCUGAACAUGGUGAGAGCUUUGCUGCAGCCCCUGGCCUGUAGACAUCUGUUCAGCCAUGCAGACGAGAUUGCCUCACGAUUUCUGCAGAGAGAAACGUCCAUGAUGGAGAUCAUGAGCCGUGCAGAUCUCUGGUUGAUGCUCUCCGACUUUGUGUUUGAGUUUUCUCGACCAGUGAUGCCAAACAUGGUCAUGAUUGGAGGAUUAUCUCAUAGUAAAAUACACGCUUUGCCUCAGCUUCUCCAGCUAACAGUUAAACCCCAUAGCUAUGUCUUUCCCUGUGUGGUCUAUGGAUCUUCAGAGCUUAAUCAUCGGGAGCAAUAUCCUCCUGGUAGGGUCUCCAAGGCCGAACAGAUCUGGAGUGAAGACCCAGACUAA
This is a messenger RNA of Pygocentrus nattereri (red-bellied piranha), 1051 nucleotides long. Its product is annotated as UDP-glucuronosyltransferase 1A1-like. The record is from RefSeq and is a predicted model, not a curated record. Gene Ontology annotation, molecular function: UDP-glycosyltransferase activity. The transcript is spliced from 2 exons. Lineage: Eukaryota; Metazoa; Chordata; Actinopteri; Characiformes; Serrasalmidae. Bases 68 to 1051 code for a protein of 327 amino acids.